AUGCAAAAGAAUAAAUAUGAAAAGGAAGAAGAGGAGAAGCUUAGGGUUUCAAUCAUAGAUGAAGAAGACAUGAAGCGAGGGAUUGAAAAAUUUAGGAAGCUUGGGAUUUCAAUCGAAGAAGAAGUGCUAGCAAGGAAGCUUGGGGUUUCAAUCAAAGAAGAACAAGAAGAAAAAGCGAAAGGGAAAGACGAACGGAAUCUUGAAAGGUGCGAUAUGAACAAGGAUUCCAUCACUUUUAAAAAAGAAAGAAUUUCUACUACAUAUAGCCGAUUAUUGGGGUAA
This is a messenger RNA of Dovyalis caffra, 282 nucleotides long. The record is from the annotation of a GenBank genome assembly. NCBI's taxonomy places the organism in Eukaryota, Viridiplantae, Streptophyta, Magnoliopsida, Malpighiales, Salicaceae.